GUAGGAUCAAAGCUUGGGAUGAACAAAUAACAAUGAAGCAGAAGGAGCUGGACCAUCUUACUGGUCCAGUAGUUACUUCAUUUUCCACCGAGAAACUGCCAGAUAGUGCUUUUGGCUUGCAGCCUGUAACAGAACAAGAGAAUGGAUUUGAUCAUCAGACAGCCAGGGACAGAGAGCCUUCCAUUGACAUCUCCUCUCUGCAUCUCAAUCAGACAACGAGUGGUCAUAAAACAUCUGAUGAAGAGGUAAAUGCUGAAGAGAUCCAUGAGGAAAACAUCCAGGAUUUACUCACCUGUAGUACUUCCCCAGAGGAAGGAAGUAAGGAGCUGUGGUCCAGUCAACAGUUUUGUGACCAGAAUCAGCCAGAGGACAUGCACACUGAGGAGCAGGAAGAGGAGACUUCACAAGAACACCAGGAGAAGCUGCCCACAGUUUUCUAUGCAGAGGAGAUUUUUGAGAGUGAGAUGGAGAAGGGAGCAGCUACACAUGAAGAGCAGCCACCACACGACAAGGACGAUGAGGAACUCGCUACUUCUUCUCAGCCUCCAUCUCAGGAGACUGAUCCUCAGUCAAAAAUUACAAUUGCGUCUUCAACCCCGACAUUCUCAUUUAACUUUAGCCCAGCCAGCUCCAAAGAUCAAGGGAGCUCUGAGACCAAAUCUCCAGCUUUCUUGUUCUCUCUGAACUCUGAUCCCAACACACCAGGCUUUCCUGGAUUUGGAUUUGAUGUGGGCUCAUCACAGGAGGAGGACUUUUUCGGUUUCACUGGAUCUUUGUUCACUGAGAAGAAAACCGCUGAAUCUAAAUCUUCAAGCAGCCCUCAAUUCCUGUUUGACCAACCAGAGACAUGCGAGGACUUCCAGUUUGCUUUUGCCACCAAGAGCCCUCAAUCAGCUAAAAAAGAAAAUAGUGGAAAUGAUUUUCCAUUUUCAUUCAAUUUCUAAGAGCUGUAAAAGUGUUUUCAAGUUAAGUUCUUCCAUCUUAUGUUGUGACAUUAGCGGGAGC
This is a messenger RNA of Maylandia zebra (zebra mbuna), 1005 nucleotides long. RefSeq lists its product as uncharacterized. Gene Ontology annotation, biological process: oogenesis; spermatogenesis; meiotic DNA double-strand break processing involved in reciprocal meiotic recombination. NCBI's taxonomy places the organism in Eukaryota, Metazoa, Chordata, Actinopteri, Cichliformes, Cichlidae. The record is from RefSeq and is a predicted model, not a curated record. Gene Ontology annotation, cellular component: central element.